GUGGAGUACGUUUCAUCUGUGUGUAGUUUUGUUGAUGUGAUUGUGAAAUGUGAAUUGUGAAAAAACACGCGUUGGACCAGCCAGCUGUUUUUGUUCUCGAGCGUUUGAAAAUUGGUAAAAUUCAUUAUGGAUCAAAAUUGAAGAGUGUCAAUUAUCCUCACGCGGUGUCAUUUCAUGAACUGAAAGUGAUUUUAUUAAGUUUUACGAAAUUUAGACGGUGUUGAUAAAAUAAUCGAUUUGAGGUUUUGUCAAACAAUAACUACCUACGUUUUUAGUUAUUUAUUACGUCGCAUUUUAACCUUCUUGUGAUGUGCGUUAACUGAGCCACGGACUUGUGUGAUAUGCUUUGUGUUAAUUGCUGAAGAAUUUAAUUCCAUCGCGUCGGACAUUGCUGGUUGAACGGCGUAUGUGGAUAGCAGCUGUGACGCAGUAGUGUGCGGUGAGAGUGCGUGCUCGUGUAACCGUGAUCAGUGGUGGUUGGUUGUGAUGUGUUUGUGAUACGGCCGAGGACUGUGCAUGCGGAGGCAGCGCUGAAGCUCGCCCGGGCAUGGUGCCGGGCAGGUAGCGGGCGCGGGCGGCCUGCGCAUAGGCCCCCACACAAGCAGCCGCGUGUGUUCCCCAGCGUCGUCUAUGGCCGAGCAACACAUUACACCGUCGUCGCACUCUGCACUCACGAGAGAGUCCAGCGGGUCUUCUCCUAGCAGGGUGGUGGGCGGUCGGUGGUUACGUCAAGUGCGUAAAGUGAGCCGCGGCCGCAGGAGCAGACGCAACGUGACGUCACCCUUACCGCGCACCAACCGACACUCUGCGAGGGGCACUCCCGACGCUGAUCUGCGUACACACGAAGUAGAGCUACGAAGAAGCUCACGCCUCGUAAACACAUUACCACGCUCCGACUACUCCAUAUCCGAACGUUGGUCAUACGGUACGGACGUUUACGAAACACGCUACGACACUACAGACGGAGAUAACUCUCAAAACCCUACGACUCAUCGCAAACGCAGCCGGACUUCUUCGCAUGAUAAGAAAAAACACAAGAGCCAUACCACUUCGAACAGUAACCUCACAGACGAGUGCGUGGCCUAUUGCACACGUUCACGGACUGCUCUUAAAUCUAGUGAGAGUGUUAGUGAGCAAAAACUGACAGCACCGAAACCGGACACACUCCCACGGCCCUCGUCUAAUCAUAACGCAACAGAAUCAACGAAUCAACAACAACAGCAGCUCCUUAACCAAACAGAAGGUGGUUUGCUCCCGUUGGACGAGCGGGAUUUUGCAUACUCUCCAUUCAGCUCCUCAACUAUAACUGAGUUACUCGAUUCCGAUUAUUCUGUGUACAGUCCCACAGCUAGCCGGAGGAAAGGAAAGAAGAGGAAACGAUCAACGCAGCGAUCAUUGUCACACAGAAAGAGUAACUGUCUGAUCGAUCUAGACGAUUACAGAAAGAAAUUUAAAAUAGACCCACUCAAGGUAUCUGCGGAAACCAGCAGUAAAGACAGCAUAUCCGAAAGCCGUAUCCCCGAAUACGAGACUGAAACAGCGCCAUCCACGCAAGCUUUUUGCUCGUAUCGACUACGUAAUAGACACAAUCGAGACCUCGGGCCGCCUACCUCAACAGUUAUCAGCGAUAAUACAGCGCGACCGUCGACAAGCGACGUGGUCCCAACACUAACAGCAACUGAGCGUAAGAGCGCUACAGAUUAUCGAGGAAGGACCACAACUCCACCACCAUACAAAGAUUUAAGAGAAGCCAGUUCAUCAAAGUCACACAGUGCUGACAGCAAGCUACUGAUUGUUCCGCGUGAUCUGCCAUAUUUACGUCAAACUAACGCUCGAAGGAGUAUCGCAGCUGCGACGGGUGCGACUCUGGGUGCUUGCUUGACGAGGGGGGCGAGUACUUCACAGCGUCAGAGACAGGAUACUGCCUCUAAAAGACAGUCGGGCGGAGGCGAAGAGGCAAGUAGCAGCGCGGGCGGCGGGCGGCGAGCGCGAGCGCGCGACAUGCCGCAGCCGCACACGCCAUCUACCAGACGCGAAAAACGAGCAGGUAAAAGCAGUCUGGGUUCGUGUGCCAGCACCGGUGGUCCGUCCAGCCGGUCUCAUCCUCAGCCUCUAACCACGGGUGCCAUUGCAUCCACGUCGACUACGCCGCCGGUGACAGCUUCAGCUGCUUCUAUGCCUGACAACGCCAAUAACGAUGCUAAGCCUAAGGGCAAAGCGUUACCAACGGCGGAGGAGUGCGCGGGCGGGGUGGGGGGUACGGGCGUAGCGGCCGGCAGCAGCGGUGCUGCGGGGGCCGUCGCGGUUGCUGAGGAGUCCUCCUCGGAGGAGGGCGAAGUCGGCCGCCUGCAAGCGUUGCUCGAAGCACGCGGUCUACCCCCGCACUUGCUCGGCGCACUGGGACCGAGGAUGCAGCACCUCUUGCACAGGACCGUCGCCGCUAACUCUUCGGCAUCGAAAGCGGCACAACUGUUGGUCGGCUUGCAAGCCACCGGUGACGAAGGGCAACAGCUGCAAGCUGUGAUAGAGAUGUGUCAGCUGCUAGUGAUGGGCAACGAGGACACGCUAGCCGGGUUCCCCGUGCGGCAAGUGGUGCCGGCGCUCAUAAACUUGCUGGCCGCCGAACACAACUUUGAUAUGAUGAACCACGCGUGCCGCGCGCUCACAUACAUGCUCGAAGCUCUGCCUCGCAGCAGUGGAGCCGUGGCACUGGCCGUGCCCGCCUUCCUCCACAAGUUGCAGGCGAUCACUUGUAUGGACGUCGCCGAGCAGAGCCUUACCGCUCUCGACAUGCUGUCGCGUCGACAUUCAAAGGCUAUAUUGCAAGCGGGAGGUGUAUCAGCUUGUCUCACGUACCUGGACUUCUUCUCGAUCAACGCGCAACGCGCUGCGCUCUCGAUAACGGCCAACUGCUGUCAGAAUCUCACUCUCGACGAGUUUCGCCUUGUCAGAGAGUCCCUACAAUUACUUGCCAACAGGCUUACAAUACAGGAUAAGAAAUCUGUGGAGUGUGUAUGCUUAGCAUUCUCCCGUCUGGUGGACAGCUUCCAGAACGAUCCAGCUAGGCUUCAAGAGAUUGCCACUCCGGAACUACUGACUAACUUGCAGCAACUUUUGGUGGUGCAGCCACCUCUGAUCUCUGGCGGCACGUUCAUCACCGUGCUGCGGCUGCUGUGGGUGAUGUGCGCCGCGUGCCCACAGCUGGCGCUGGCGUUGCACCAGCGCUCCAUUGCCGACACGCUGCUCUGUCUGCUGACGGGAUCCAGUCUGCAUCAGGAGCUAGUGGAAUUGAUACCGCGUCUACCGCAAGAGCUGUAUGAGAUCACGUGUUUGAUCGGAGAGCUGAUGCCGCGUUUGCCCACUGAUGGGAUCUUCGCCGUUGAUGCGCAUCUCGACAGACCUUGGUCGGCGCCCCCUGACCGCUCCGCUCAGUGGCAGUGGAGAGACGAAAGAGGUGUUUGGCGUUCAUACUCUUGGGCAGAAUGUCGAGCGUUGGAGGCGGGCGCGGCGGCGGCUGAGGAGGAGGUUUGCCUGAACACGCUGGGCCGCUCCUACACGGUCGACUUGACCGCGAUGCAACAACUCAACGAACACACGGGCACAGCGCGCCCCGUGCAGCGUGUCGCACCGUCGGCACCUGUCGCUGACCCCAACGCGGCCAAUGCAGUUGCACCUGAUCCACGUAUUGCAAUGGUGCGAUGCAACCCGUCGCUAGUGCGUGCACUACUGGGCGUCCUGCACGAAGUGUACUGGAGUUCAGCCGGGCCGGCGCUACGUGCGCAAGCUCUCAAGGCCAUUCUGCGAGCAGUGCACUAUGCAGAUGCGCAACUCCUACGACAAGUUCUCAAGACACAGGUCAUAUCGUCACACAUUGCGGGUAUGAUGGCAUCCAGCGACCUUCGCAUCGUGGUGGGUUCGCUGCAGCUCGCUGAGAUUUUGAUGCAGCGGUUGCCAGAGGAGAUGGGGGUACAGUUCCGCCGCGAGGGUGUGCUGCACCAGGUGGUUCAACUCGCUGAGCGAGUGCCCAGCCCUAACGCGCCACAACCUUCACGACACCCCAAGAUCAAGUCUUCCAGUGGUACAAACGUGCGCGCAAGCGGCGGCUCGUCACCUCCCGCGUCUACUUCGGGCUCUUCCCUGGACCAUCAUAACUUGUCGCUGGCGUUCUCCGCUUCAGGUUCAUUUAUUGCCAGUGCAUUAAUGCCAGGUACUGAAACCGCUGGUGAAGCAUCACCUGCAACUUCGGCAUCUACGCACCAACAGUCUACCACGGCACAUAGAUCUAACAGCCCCCUGACCGAAAUGCUGAAACGUAAGCGUGCGGUAAAACGGUCCGGCGGCACGGCGUCCGCAAGCGCGCGCACGCAACGCGGCCGCAGAGAAGACGCGCCCGCACCACAUGCACACGCCACUGCGCUCGCAGCGACGCCCGCAGCUGCAGCCGUUGCUGCACAUUCGUCAGGAGUAGCGGGGGCUGUAGGCACAGCGGCGCGCUCCGCCAGUCGCAUGGGGGCGUCGAAGACAUCGUCGUUCCUUUCGUCGCUUAACCCGUCUCGCUGGGGCCGCUCGCCGCACGUGCACAAAGACGCUGCGCUUCUCGCCUCGCCGCACACCUCCACCAACCUCACUAUCCAGAACAAGGAGAAGGUCCGAGAGUGGAUAGUUUGGCGCGCGGGGCGUCUACAGCGCGAGUGGGGUGCUCUUGCCGGCGGAGCGGGCGCACUUGAACAGCUGGCUGCAUUGGCGGCUGCAUUGCCACAUCGCGCACCUGCUGCGCUGACACAUCUUCGCGACACAAUGCUCGACCACGACGUCUCGCCCUUCGAGGUGAACCACUCUGGCGUGUUGGGUGCAUUGCUGCAGUUCCUAACGGGCGCGGCGCCGGAAGAUUUUGAUGGCGACCGAGACGCCGAGGGCGAGGUCGAAGAACUCGACCCGGUCGAACUAGCCGCGUCAGAAGAACGUCUGCGACUCUUCCUGCACGUUUUUGCCGACCUUCCACAAGUGUCAGAUGAUCCUGAGUGGCGAGAGAAGGCGAGUAUCGUGGGCGUUGCGGCGGCCAGCAACACGGGCGCGGGUGCGCUGACUGCGCUGGUGAGCAAAGUGAACGCGUGCGUUUCGCACCUCGAACAGUUCCCCGUGCGGGUGCACGACCUGCCCGCACGCCCCGCCACUUCCGCGCUCAAGUUCUUCAACACCCAUCAGCUUAUGUGUGAUCUCAAACGUCAUCCGACGUGCACCAACUUAAAACAAUGGAAAGGAGGUGUUGUCCGGAUAGACCCCCUAGCUUUAGUGCAAGCCAUUGAAAGAUAUCUCGCUCAGCGCGGCUAUGCAAGUGCGAGGACACGCGAAACGUGCGCUACGCAGUCGGACGAGGAACCCGCCUCCGACGAGGAGGUUGACGAAUCUCUGGCCACGCCGCCGCACCAACCAGUCGAUUCUGACCACAAAUUAGAGUUCCUGAUGGGCGAAACUCUGCUGCCGUACAACAUGACAGUUUACCAAGCCGUGCGACAGUUCGGCGAGACAACAGACACUGACACUGAUACGGAGCAACCUAUAGCGAACGCUAGUAUCUGGGUACAAACUCACACCAUCUACUACCGUGCUGUGGAGGUGGCCGAACCGAUUCGAAAUGACGCGUCCGCCUCACGGAAGGGCAAAGGACAACCCACUAAAGUUUCCUCCAGACGCAAACCUGAUCUCUUGUGGAAUGAGGGCAUAGUACCGCCGCGCUCGUCGGCGCUGGUGGCCAUGCUGCGGUCGGCCCUGGGCGCGAGCGAGGUGCGCGACGCGUCGCUGCCAGCGCUUGGCCUACUACGCGCAUUGCACGCGUUGUCGCGGCACUGGCACACGCUGUACCACGCCGCCUGCCUGCCCGACCACCGCCAGCUGGUGCCCAACGCCGACUUCAUUAACGCCAAGCUUGCUGCAAAAGCUAAUCGGCAACUGCAAGACCCACUGGUUAUAAUGACGGGAAAUCUACCUCCUUGGUUGAAAAAAGUUGCAUAUUCUUGCCCGUUCGUGUUCCCGUUCGAGGUGCGCCACCUGCUGUUCUACGUGGUGUCGUUCGACCGCGACCGCGCGCUCCAGCGCUUGCUGGAGGCGGGCGGCGAGCGCGCGGCGGCGGGCGCGGACGCGGAGCGCGUGGCGCCGCGCCUCGACCGCCGCAAGCGCACAGUGCAGCGCCACAGCGUACUGCGCCAGGCCGAGCACGUCAUGCACGAGUUCGCGCACACCAAGGCACUUCUUGAAGUUCAAUACGAGAACGAGGUUGGCACCGGUCUCGGCCCAACUUUGGAGUUUUACGCUCUGGUAUCCCAGGAGUUACAGCGUGCCGAUUUGGAUCUCUGGCACGGCAGCGAAAACUUUAAACAGAAACCGACUUCGUUCGGAGGCGAAAUAGUCAAGAGCCAGCCGCCGGUGGUUACUGACCGUUCGUCCGAUGCCGCGGCAAGGCUAGCUUCCUCCGUCCGCGACGCCCUUAACCUCGACGAGGACCGAUCUCCGGAGCCCUCAGAGCUGGAGAAAGAGACGCUCAUACCGUCGCCCGCGCCCGAUGCCACCUACGUCUCGUGGCCCUGCGGCCUAUUCCCGCAGGCCAUCGGCCGCAAUGCGAGAUCGUCACAUGUCUCCAGAGUUAAAGCGAAAUUUCGAUUUCUCGGUAAAUUUAUGGCUAAAGCUGUAAUGGAUUCUAGAAUGGUGGAUAUUCCGCUGUCGGUGACGAUGUACCGCUGGGUGGUCAGCGAGCAGGGCUGGCUGGGGCUCAGCGAUGUGAGGCACGUAGCGCCCGAGCUCUGGCGCUCUCUUUGCCGGCUGCGGCGUGUGGCUGACCGCGCACGCGCCCUCGCUGCCGACACGAGGCACACGCCCGACCAGCGUAGCCAAAUGAUAAACGGUCUCGAGCUCGACGGCUGCCCUAUCGAGGAGUUGGGGCUAGAUUUCAUCCUGCCAGGUGAUGGCUGCACAGAGCUGCGUCGAGGCGGCCGUGACUUGCCGGUCACGGCGCACAACUUACACGACUACAUAUCGCUCGUCACGCACUGGCUGCUGUACGAGGGUGUAACGAAGCAGAUGGAUGCAUUCAAGGAAGGCUUCGAAUCAGUAUUCCCUUUGGAGAAUUUGAAAAUAUUUUACCCGGAAGAGUUGGAGCAAGUAUUUUGUGGGACCCCAUCAGGUGGUCGCGAUCAGCGAUGGGAUCCGAGGAUGCUCGCAGAGUGUAUUCGUCCCGACCACGGCUACAACGCAGAGUCGCGGGCGAUACGUAUGCUUAUCGAUAUUCUAUCCUCGUACAAUCGCGAGGAACAACGACUCUUCUUGCAAUUCGUGACUGGAAGCCCACGUUUACCCACCGGAGGCUUCAAGGCCCUGAAUCCACCAUUGACGGUGGUACGCAAGUCGCUGGAGUCGUCGCUGGACCCCGACGAGUACCUACCCUCAGUGAUGACGUGCGUCAACUACCUGAAGCUGCCUGACUACAGCGGCGCGGAGGUGAUGCGUGCAAAGCUUCGUCUGGCUGCCUCCGAGGGGCAGCAUUCCUUCCACCUGUCGUGAAGUGUUAACGCUUCCCCCCCCUUUAGGCUUAGUACACGAUUUCCUUGCUCGCAAUUGAGGAGUCGUUUUCUCAUAUCAUACUCUAUACUGUCAAAGUAAAAUGGGCCUAAUGACUGCAAAACCUGUACUUCUGAUUUUAAUUUUACAAACGCUCUGCCAAAAGCCCUAGCCGAGUGAUUUUAGACAAAUUUCAGGUUUAGCACAAUCUGAAUAACAUCCAUUUUACUCUCAUGUUCAAGUAUUUCGAUACUCGAAAACGACUCCUCGAUUACGAACGAGUAAAACUUGUGCUGAGGGUACCCGCUCCCUUCCGCACGACCCCGCGUUCUCUUGUGUACAUGUGCAGAUGCGGUUAGUGACAUCAUAUUUUUUUGUAAUAGCGGCGAAAGCCCCGGAAGACUGUUUAUGUGCAAUCAGAGUGUUUUUAUUUCCUUAUGUGACGGACACUUAAAAAGUGCUGUGUUUUAUGAAUUUGUUUUCUUUUAGAUUGAUUUUAGAUUACAGAGAUAUGUUAAUAAUUAUAUUUUGUGUUAAUUUAAUGUGAUAGCUUUGUAUAUUUCUUUAUCUAGAAGAAUAACUCAACAUAAUAGUUAAGUGUGAUGCUAAUAGAGUCCUUAUAGUGCGUAAGCAAAAUAUAUAUACUGUCUUGCCCGUUUCGAGGACUCCCGAUGCAGGCGCCACCUAUUAUAUAUCUACCGUAUAUUUUACCAUAUAAGCUACGUUACGAUUGACCAUUGUCACCUUGUGAGCCAAUAUGCGCUAAUAUAGCAUUUAAUACCAAAUGGUGUAUGUUUUGAUUAAACUUUAAGAAUCAUAAAUGAAUAAAUAAAAGUGCAAAAUUUACUAUGUAACAAUUUCAAUAAAACCAUAUAAACAACAAUGAACAAA
This is a messenger RNA of Pararge aegeria (speckled wood butterfly), 8442 nucleotides long. RefSeq names its product E3 ubiquitin-protein ligase TRIP12 (gene ctrip). Gene Ontology annotation, biological process: protein polyubiquitination; regulation of double-strand break repair; proteasome-mediated ubiquitin-dependent protein catabolic process. Gene Ontology annotation, cellular component: nuclear speck. The transcript has 39 exons. Bases 631 to 7554 code for a protein of 2307 amino acids. NCBI's taxonomy places the organism in Eukaryota, Metazoa, Arthropoda, Insecta, Lepidoptera, Nymphalidae. The record is from RefSeq and is a predicted model, not a curated record. Gene Ontology annotation, molecular function: zinc ion binding; ubiquitin protein ligase activity.